Jatropha curcas is the source of this 714-nucleotide messenger RNA. RefSeq names its product cytochrome P450 726A27. Gene Ontology annotation, molecular function: iron ion binding; monooxygenase activity; heme binding. The record is from RefSeq and is a predicted model, not a curated record. NCBI's taxonomy places the organism in Eukaryota, Viridiplantae, Streptophyta, Magnoliopsida, Malpighiales, Euphorbiaceae.
AAAAUGGGAAAUCUUCAGUUCCUUUAACUGACGUCAACAUCCAAAGCAGUAAUCCUUGGUAUGUUUGGCGCUGGAAGCGACACAUCCUCCAAAACUACAGAAUGGGCAAUGGCGGAGUUGAUGAAAAAUCCGGAAAUAAUGAAAAACGCACAAGAAGAAUUGCGGAGUUUGUUUGGUGAAAGUGGAAACGUUGAUGAAGCAAAACUUCACGAAAUAAAAUGGUUGAAGUUAAUUAUUAAUGAAACAUUGAGAUUACAUCCUGCAGUUACAUUAAUUCCAAGGCUUUGCAGGGAAAAGACUAAAAUUAGUGGAUAUGACGUCUAUCCUAAUACUAGGGUUUUCAUAAAUACAUGGGCAAUCGGAAGAGAUCCUAUAAUUUGGACUGAACCUGAGAAAUUCGUUCCGGAAAGAUUUAUUGAUAGUUCAAUUGAUUACAGGGGCAACCAUUUUGAAUAUACUCCAUUUGGUGCAGGAAGAAGAAUAUGCCCUGGAAUGACAUUUGGUAUGGUUAAUCUAGAGAUUUUCCUUGCAAAUUUGCUAUAUCAUUUUGACUGGAAACUUCCUGGAAGAAUAACUUCGGAGAAUCUUGACAUGACUGAGAAUUUUGGAGGAGUUAUCAAAAGAAAACAAGACCUUGAAUUGAUUCCCGUACCAUUCCGUCCUUAAUUUCAAUAUACCCAUCUUUUGCAUGCAUAAAAGAUAUAUAGUUUGUAG